GCGGCGAUUUAGACACACAAUUCAACGGCUAAUGUGAAGUUUAUGUGUGCAUAUCCAGCGACCUACCACGUUUUUUUGUAACGCAUUUAAAGCCAUGUCCGAAGCGGUGCGUGCGAUGUGCGAGGAGCUUACAAAAGCUGUUAAUGUGAUGAUGGAUGCAGAAUCCAGCCAAAGAUACCGCCUGGAGGCCCUUAAGUUUAUUGAAGAGUUCAAGGAGAAAUGUCCCUUCUGUGUUGAGUGUGGUCUCCAGUUAGCAGAGAGAUCGCAGACUGCUGUGGUCAGACACUUUGGCUUGCAGAUACUGGAACAUGUGGUCAAGUUUCAGUGGAAUGACAUGCCACUGCAGGAGAAAGUCCAGUUGAAAAACUGCACAAUGGAGCUGUUAUCACAUGGUAUGCAGCCGGUUCUAGAAGAGGAAUGUUAUGUUAAGGAUGCCCUGUCACGCAUAGUAGUUGAAAUGGUCAAAAGAGAGUGGCCGCAGCACUGGCCUGACAUGCUUAAGGAGAUGGAGGCGCUUACUGCUAUGGGGGAUGCUCAGACAGAACUUGUGAUGCUUAUUCUGUUACGGUUAGCUGAGGAUGUGAUCACGUUUCAAACAUUACCCAUUCAAAGACGGCGAGAUAUCCAGCACACCCUUACACAGAAUAUGGACAGCAUCUUCACCUUUCUGCUUGGCGUACUGCAGCUCCAUGUGAAUGAGUACAAGAAACUGAAAAGCAUUGUUGGUCAAGAAUUAAGGAUGAAAGCUCACUGUCGAGUUGGUGUGGCUACUCUUAAUACUCUGGCUGGCUACAUUGACUGGGUUGCUCUAGGUCACAUCACUAAUGAUAACUGCCGUCUUUUGGAGAUUCUGUGCCUUUUGCUGAGUGAACCUGAGCUACAGUUGGAAGCUGCAGAGUGUCUUCUCAUUGCCAUUAGUAGGAAGGGAAAGUUAGAGGAACGGCAGCCUCUUAUGGUGCUGUUUAAUGAAGCUGCCAUGAAUUGUAUCCUUUCUGCUGCACAGUCUGCAGAUGGGGCAGCUUCAUGCAUCCAAUCAUCAAAUGGCAUUGUUGAAAGAAGAUACACAUUUUUGAAAAGGCUGUGUCAAGUUCUCUGUGCCCUUUGCGGCCAACUCUGCUCACUAGUGGGUUCAGAUGUUGAAGUGCCGGUUCCUGUUAACCUGAAUAAAUUUAUGGAAGCACUUCUGUCCUUCACCACCCAUCCCAGCCAGUUUUUGAGGUCUUCCAUUCAAAUCACAUGGUGUAGCCUAUUCCGACAUGAGGUUUUAUCAAAGGAUCCUGUAGUUGGCCAAAUGGCCAUUAAAUAUUUAGAAGUGGCAAGGAUUAAUCUUGUUAAGACUGGAUUUCCCUCAAAAAAUGAUUGUCAAGGCUGCGAAUUCUCCAGGAUGGACUUUGAUAGUGAUGAAGAUUUUAACUCCUACUUUAAUUCUUUCAGGGCUCAGCAGGGGCAAGCAGUUCGCCUGGCUUGCAACAUUGCCUCUUUUGAAGCCUUUCAGAUUGCUAGAGAAUGGCUGAAGUAUCAGAUAAGCACACCUAUAGAUACUGGAAGUACUACAUCCAAGACAGGGGAAGGUCUCUGUUCUGCUCUGUCCCCCUCAGUGGUUCAGUGGGAAGCCAUGACUUUCUUCAUUGAAUGUGUUUUUGGACAGCUCUUCAAAAUGCCAGAAAAGGAGAAACAGCCUGUAGAUGGGAGCAUGGAGUUGUUGAGGGCGAUUGUAAACUAUGAGACGAAAGAUCCACUCAUUCUGUCAUGUCUUCUUACCAACAUAUCCACUCUCUUUCCCUUCGUGAAACACCAGCCUCACUUUUUGCCUCAAGUACUCUUUAAGAUAUUUCCUUCAAUCACAUUUGAAUUGGAAGAAAGCAAGGUGCCUUGGACACGAGCUGUUAAGAACGUCAGAAGACAUGCCUGUUCCUCCAUCGUAAGGAUGUGUCGAGAUUUUUCUGACCUUAUGCUGCCGUGUUUUGACCUGAUGUACGAGCAUGUGAAGAGGUUGUUCUCCGAUGAAUUGCUGCUGACGCAGAUGGAGAAAUGUGCCCUCAUAGAAGCCUUGAUACUUAUCAGCAAUCAUUUUAAUGACUACAACAAGCAGAAAGCCUUCCUGGUGGAGCUCAUGGCACCUGUUACUGCACAGUGGCUGUCAGGAGAGAUGAAAAGGGUGUUAUGGGAUCCUGCUGCUUUCUUGGCUUAUGUUGGAGCUGAUCAGGUGAACUGUGAAUCAGGCACAGAGGAUCAAACUGGUAUUAACAGGGCACAGAUUAGUUUUUGUGUGUACACCAUAAUGGCAGUGGUGAAGCGUGCUCGUUGGCCUGCUGACCCUGAAGCAGCUAAAAGGGGCAACUUCGUGGUGGGGUACACUACUGAUGGAGCCCCUCUCUACAGAAAUCCCUGUGCUGAGCCCCUGUGUCCCCUCCUACCUAACCUUCUGGCCCUUAUCAGGACCCUGAGCAGUUUGUUCUUGCCAGAGAACCUUGCUCGGCUCAGCAAGACCUUCACUAACGUCUAUGACAUAAUGGAUGUGGAGAAGAAUUUUGUUUUAGGAGUUGUUCAGCCAGUGUUAGAUGCCUACGAUACCCCAGUGUAUAGAACUGUUGUUGAACGCAUGCAGGGCUUCUUCUCCUCCCUCUACGAUAGCUGUUACCAGAUCCUUGGGAAUGCAGGUUCAUGCUUGGAACAAGAUUUUUAUGCAAUAGAGGGUUUGACGGAACAGAUUGUUGGCUCUGCCUUUACACAUCUCGACAGCAUUCCAGACCAUAGACUUCGCUCCCUACUCCGUUUAUUUGUGAAGCAGUUGGCUAUAUCCUGUCCUCACGAGUACUAUGACAGCCUUCUCUGUUUGCUGUUGGGCCCUUUGUUUCGUCAUCUACUGCAGAGACUAAGCUUUCAGUGGCCGCUUGUCAACCAACGGACCAGUAAUUUGUGCGGUCAAGUGGAGGAUGAUACUUAUGAAGAGAACCAGGUGACUCGAGAAAUGGUGGAGGAACAGAUGUUGCGGUUGCUUACACGAGAGGUCAUGGACCUUCUAAGUGUGACUUGUAUUAUAAGAAAGUUUCCAGACUCGUUUGGGAAAAAAGAGGAAGAAGAGGGACAUGAAGAGAUGAUGUUAAUGGAUUCCUCUCAUGGUAUUCAAAUGAAUGCUGCUCAGGCAUCAGAAGAGCUCUCGGAAUUGGGCAAGAAACUUCUUCAGUGUGAGGAUAUUUAUAUGACUCUCCUGACUAUUUCUUUUAACUCCCUGUCCUGGAGAGACACUAUGAACUGCCAAAGAACUGCUAGUAUGCUCUGCUGGCCUUUGCUAAAACAGGUUGUUGAUGGUAACCUGCUACCAGAAGCUGUGACCUGGCUUUUCACCAGUGUACUAAAAGGACUGCAGAUGCAUGGGCAGCAUGAAGGCUGCAAUGCUGCUCUAACUCAACUGGCGUGGCUCAUCUACGAGACUCUGAGGCCUCGGUACAUUGAGCUACGUUCCAUCAUGAAUCAGAUCCCAGACAUCCACAUAGAUGCACUUGAGCAGUUUGACCAAAAAACCAUCCAGCCCACUGUCUCAAAGGCUGCGGAGAAAAAGAGAAAGGAUCAGUUUAAGAGACUUAUUGCAGGCACUGUGGGGAAACCACUUGGACAGCAGUUCAGGAAAUAUGUUCACAUCCGAAACUUACCAUCUCUUUUUAAGAAGCCGAAGCCUAUGCAAGAUAUUUUGGAGAACACUAAUGCUGCAGGACUGAUGGGUCUAUUCACUCCUGAGUGUGACAACUGCUGAGGGAACAGUCACUUUACAAUAUCUUAUGGACAGUUGAUCUGGGUUUUGUUAGAGCAAUUCAUUAUUACACAAGAAAAGAACAUUUGUGUGUUCAUGUCACAUGAUUGGUUGUGUUUUUGUUGUUUUAUGUGUCCUUGUUAUCUAAAAAAAUUAAAAGUUGUAUGAGGACCUCUGCUUGGAAAAAAAGCAAUUUAAACAAAACAAAGUAACUUUGAAAGAGUAAUCUUUGUAAUUGUAAUUUAUUCUCAUCUCAACUUUAUUUAUGUAGCGCUUUUUACAGUUUUCAUUGUUACAAAGCAGCUGUACAUGAGACAUAUUGACUAUAAGCAAAACAAUUAAAGUUGUACCUGUAAAAACGAGAAAAAGGUGAAAACACAGAAGACAGACAUACCCACAUACAAAACACUCCACACACACAAUAUGCACACGUACUAACACACAUAGACAAACACACACUGAUGCGCAGACACAGACAAGUACGCGCACACACACGCACAGUGAGAGCACACAUUUAAGAUAAAGGAGAGAGAAGCACAGGUCAAUUAUAACAGACUAUAAAUUCCUAUAUGCAAUAUUACUUAAGUAAAACUUUAAAGUUCUAAUUCUAUUCUGUGAAUUAGAUAUCCAAAACCAGCAUCCAACACUACAUUCCAAUAUUGUAUGAUGGCCUUUUUUUAAAUAAAAGACCAGGUUAACGCUAAUUACCAUUUGACAUGACUGUGUACAGAUUAUGUAAAAUGUGUUGAUUUAUAUUCAGAAUUUUUAAUAAAUGUAUGCUUGAACAGUUCAGUUACCAUAGACUUUCCUUAGUUAGGAAAUCUGAAGUGUGUUAGACUUCGACACAAAUAAGCAUUGCAUGUGUAAAAUCUAUUAUGUCAGUCAAAAGUUGACUAUGUUUAGCCAAAGUUCUAAUAAGUAAUAAAUACAAAUAUAGAGUACUACACAGUAAUGUAGAGGAACUGUAUUCUUGUAUGUUGGUUGAAGAUGAUGUGGAUUGCCUCUUAAAUUGAGCAUUAAUAGAAAAAAGCUGUUUUGACAAAAAGUCAAAUGUACUUUCAAUUAUAAUUGUGGAGGAACACAAAAUCUUGGUAAGAAUCCAGUUACAUAAAUAAACUUAAACUGGAGUUUCCAUUAAAGUUGGCAUGAAACUGAAGUAACAAUCGUAUUCGUGACAUAUGUCCAAGUGAAACUGCUUCUGAAAUGUAGGGCUGGACUUGAUGGAGAACUGAUUGGAUCGUUGGAAGAUGGGCAUUGCUAUAAAAUGGAGGCAGAUUUGAAUGUGAGUUUGCAGUCAAUCGUGGAGGAUUAUUCCACACCGGACUCAGCAUUGGUACCAGUCCACAAAGAAAGCGUAUUUGAAGAUUGAGGGCACAUGAAUUUUAAAAAUAAUGAAAUGCACAGAUAAGUCACUUAUAAAACACUGAAAUAUUCCAUAAAACCUAUGAUUUUCAAUUUUGAUUCAUGCCUCUUUAAGUCUACUGCAGGUUCUUUUAGCCUAUCCAUGUCUCAAAAUAUAGAGGAGUGCAGCGCAGCAGAGCGAUAGGUUCUAUUUACCUCCAUUCUUUUUAGAUUUGAAUAAUUUAAGAACAAACCUGUUUUUUAAGUCAGCCCCUGAUGUUAGCAGUCACACCUUUGGUUUUCUAAUAGCAUUUCAAGAAUAUUCACUUGUUCUAGAACAGUGGUCCUCAAACUGGGGGCCCCAAGAUGGAUCCAGGGGAGGCACAGAUUUUGUCAAACAUCAGAAAAAAAGAUCUCCAACCAAAAUAAUUGAUGUUCCAGCAUUGUAUAACUGAACAUGUUUUUGGUUUCAUUACAAUUCUAAGUUUAGGAUUACAAGUCUUUAUUUGGGAGGCUGCAAAGCGAUGCACUCUACACAAAGGGGCUCUUACAACAAAAAAGUUAGAGAACCACUGUUCUAGAAAAUAAGUUGUGAAGUAUCGCCCGCAUACUUGACUGAAAAAAGGGUAAACUCAAUGUCAUGGUCGGUAGUUGUCUUCCACAAAUAGUUCAAAUAAUACAUUUGACUUAUUUAAUAAAUAUUUGUAUUAUGAAUAAAACUUUUAAAUUAGCCUAUUGCAAUGGUGUAGGCAGUAUAACAUUUUUGGCCUGGCGUGGUUAAAGGUGCGGCGCUUUCACUUAAAAUACAAUUAUAAAUCCAUGCUUUCGCAUUUCUUUAGUGCGGAUGUUUGCUAUGUGCAAGGCUGCGCACUCCUCUCCAGCACGCUGUCACAAGAGCAAGCCAGGCAGGAAAGCGGAUCCACAUGGAGUUGGGUUUAUUUUAAUCCAAAAAGGGACCAAGUAAAAGCCAUGGAAACAAACAAGAAUAAGGCAGACUUAAAGUACACUACAAAAUAAGAGCACACACAAAACCCACACUGUAAACCCAGACAAGUUCUACUAACUCAAAGAAUUUAAGGCAGCUGAUUGACUCCACUUUUGUACAUUUGAAGUGCUUGUAUUAAAGUAAGUGGAACUUUCAUUUCGUUUUGCCUUACUGACUUACCACUUAGUUUAGUGGUUUAUUUAUUUUCUUUUUUUAACUUAACUUAUAUUUUAGAGUAAACCUACAUUUUGUAAUUUUCGAUUGAUUUGACACAUCUAAAUCAACAGCCCAUGAUGUUAGUGACUGAAACAGAGGUAGUUCAGUUGUAAGACAAGAAUAUGUUGUAAGCCUGAAGAGAUAAAUGUUCAUUCUUCUGUCAAUAAAUAUCUGCUUUAGAUGCUGUGUAUUGAAGUCAUGGUUAUUUAUAUGAUUUAUUUCAGUAUCUUGAUAUGUCUGAUUCUGAGGUGCAGUGUCGUUUUAUUAAAAACCUGUGUUGAGAAACAUGUUUAAAUAACUUAAAUAAUUACUUCAUUAAUGAAAAAAGAUUUUUUUGAUUUGCAACUAAAUCAAAUGUAUUGUGAAGGAUAUUUUACUUUUAUCCAUUGUCUAUCAAAUAUUAAAAUAACACAAAUGUACCCAAUAGAUGUGCAUGGGGAUGGAUUGAUCUGGAAAGAAGAAGUUAGGGUAAUAUUCUGUGUAGCAGCCCGGUUGAAAUAAUAAAGGGUGUAGC
Messenger RNA from Triplophysa rosa, 6807 nucleotides. Its product is annotated as exportin-5. Gene Ontology annotation, molecular function: RNA binding; small GTPase binding; nuclear export signal receptor activity. The record is from RefSeq and is a predicted model, not a curated record. Lineage: Eukaryota; Metazoa; Chordata; Actinopteri; Cypriniformes; Nemacheilidae. Gene Ontology annotation, biological process: protein export from nucleus; RNA export from nucleus. The transcript has 34 exons. Gene Ontology annotation, cellular component: RNA nuclear export complex; cytoplasm; nucleus. Bases 95 to 3754 code for a protein of 1219 amino acids.